AUGGCGUCAAGUAUCAAGACUUCUGUGCUCGGGCCAGACAGAUUCCGAAACAGACAGGCGCCGUCUGGCGUAGGCGAUGUGACUGUGGUAGCACAUUCAAGGCGGCGUGAGGGAACACCGAGCACAGGCUCUCGCGAUUGCAGUGCAGCCGGUGCAGCUCCUCUCAAGAAAGCCAAGACAGCUGCGGACUCUGUUUUGGCAGGGGCAUCUGAGGAAGCAGCACUCCGGCGAAAUUGCCUGGUUGAUUGGAUGGAGAUGUCAGUACACGUCGCACCUGGCCAGCGACAAUCGCGCCAAAGAGCAGUUCCACAGGGCUUGCAGGAGCAGUACACCUCCAUCGUGAGGCACUACUUGACUGACGUGGCUCUGAACCAAGGCACGAAGAAGCGAAGCCACUUUCAGGAGGCUGGCCCACAUACAAGUGAUGAGCGUCCACUGCUCGUUCAGGUGAAGCAGGUCUUCUCAAGCGCGGAGGGCGUUCUGCUGCUCGUGCAUGUUGUGAAGGGGUGUUCUCCUCGAGGCAUUCCUGACGGUUCACUGAUGAGGAUGCUGCUGCAUCAGCGGCAUUCAGGACUGCAGGCUCUUCUACCACGAGUUGACAGCUGGAUUCAGGUUGUCAAGUUCAACGUGCUGCAGGUAGGGACUUCUCGCGGUGCUUUCUUGCUGCCGGUAGAGCUUGCGUCGGCGCCAGAGAUGCCUGGGAAAGAAGUCGAUCCGAUGAGCGCAGGUUCCAUGGCACAGGUGGCAGAAGUUUUCUCGGAGGCAGAGUUACAGGCGUUCUGCGGCAGCCAGAAGGGGCUCACCACGCUCCUGCUGUGGGCGCCUUGGCACGCGCCCAGCGUGCACCUGACCAAGGUGUUGGAAGCUAUUGCUGCUGAGCAGAAGAAUGCGUCCUUUGCCAAGGUCGAUAUCGUUGACAUACCGAUUAGACUCACCGAAGAGCUGCUCGUCACCUUGGCCAUCGUCAUCGCGCUGGUGUUCAUAUGGACGUACCGCGCCAACAUAAUGAUGGCUCUCACUGGGGACACCAAGCUCCACGGUUCCUUCCUAGAUUGCGUCUGGUGCUGCUGCUUUCAGUGCUGUGGUCUGUGCACUGGCGAGUGGACCGGCUGUUUCACGAUGUUCCCAUGUUGUCCAGCAAGAUGGCGCAGGCAGAACCUCGUCCGGAUGGUUGGGAAGCAAAUGGGUUUGUCCAACUACACGGUCGAAUUGAGGAACUUGGUAGUGGGCGAUCUCCCAUUUGACGGUCGUGAAGACAUUUUCUUGUCCGUGGAAUGCUCGUCCAAUCCGGCGAUGAGGACUUCGGUGGCUGAGGAUAGGCUUGCCAAGGUCAUUCACUUCCCGGAGGUGCUGACAGUUCGAGUUCGGCACUGUUUCUUGGAAGAGAACGUUCGGAUCACUGUCCUGUGUUUAAAUGUCGUCGGGUCCGAGGAGCUUUGCACGAUCACCAUGAGUGCCAUGAACGUCAUCGACUGGGCACGUGAUCCGUCAGAGAGGAUCAAGCGUUUCCAGCUGAAAACUGUGAAUCACAACAACAUCGACCGAGAGACCCCAGCGUGGUUGCUCGUCGAAUUUGGCGAACCAAUAGAGGUUCGCGACCUGGACAACAUCAGAUCCAUGGACACAAUCAGGACCACCACCCAAGACAUGACAAGGUUCAGCCAACACAGCGUCGCUGAGUACAAGCACACUUACUACUUGCUCGAUGCAGCAGGCCAUGCAAUUGAUGAGCCCUUCGAAGAGGAUUUGUCAGACAUUCGCAGAAUGCGCACAAAUGCAAAAUAUUUUUUUCAUCUUUGCAACGUCUUAACUUUGUUCUUCGUGCUCACCUAUGCCGUCUUCCGCUCCUACAUUUGGUCCUGCUACCGGCGGUUUUCCUGGCUCACGAUGGCGAUCCUCAACAACCAGACGAUUCCGAGACGCUUCCCUCUGAGUUUCCAUGAAAUGGAACUUGUUGGAGAAGAUUGCAAGGUGGAAACGGAGGGCACCGGACUUCAAGGUGUCCCAUGCCGGCCCUCCCUUCAACAGAUCAAUCGGCUAUGUCAAGGAUCUGCAUACUUGGACAGCUUGCAUCAACCUUGGCCGAACGCUUUCUCGGGCUACGACUGGGAGGAGCAGAUCUUCGGCUCCAACAAUGUCGGAUUCCGAUGCGUUGAGGGCAUUUGCAGCGUGCGGCAAUGGGUGGUGGAACGUGAAUAUACACUGCUUGGCAUUAUCUUGUUUGCCAUCGUGCUCAAUUGCUGUCUUCGAGUGACUUGUGAACAUCGAAUACGAGAGUUGAAGGCCAAGAAACUACAGGAACGUCAGCGGGAGUCACAAGACUUCAGGAGGGGAAAGCGUCCGACGAACCUGAACUACGGGCACUGCUUUUAG
This is a messenger RNA of Symbiodinium sp. CCMP2456, 2373 nucleotides long. Lineage: Eukaryota; Dinophyceae; Suessiales; Symbiodiniaceae. The record is from the annotation of a GenBank genome assembly.